Molecule: messenger RNA, 433 nt
Organism: Trichomonas vaginalis G3
Lineage: Eukaryota; Parabasalia; Trichomonadida; Trichomonadidae
Product: keratin-associated protein family
Exons: 1
Source: RefSeq, a predicted model, not a curated record
AUGAGUGUUGUUCCAUAUGCAUAUGAAUGUUAUAAGUCUAGCGUACUUCAAUAUAAAGAAUAUACUCUCAGAAUUACUGAUAAUGCUUUAGUCAUACAUAAAGAAGGUGCUGAUGAAGACAUUACCAUCGGUCCUGGUAUAUUACCUAUCGAGCAACCAGAUGGUACAAUUGUUGAAACAGACUUAAAUCAAUACCUUCAAGCGUUACAGAAUCGUGUGACAAAAGUAGAGAAUAAUUACUUAGAUGCUCCAUUCUUCACAACUGAUAGAGAUUAUAUGUUUUCAUGUAUGGCGAGUAAUGGUUUGCAAGAAACUCGUGAGGUAAAUAUUAAUGAAGCAUUAGAGACUAUAAUAUAUCAUGUUAAACGGUUAUUAUCGAUUGACCAUGGAGUUCAUUUUGACCCAAGGUCUACACUGUUCAAUAUACCAAUGA